GUGGCGCAGCUAGCAAGCUUGCGGAAGCCGCUCUGCGGGGCAGUAGCCGGGAUGGUGCAGUUGUACAACCUGCACCCUUUCGGGUCGCAGCAGGUGGUCCCCUGCCAGCGGGAGCCAGAGCAGUUCUGCUGCGGGGGACCGGACGCGCUGUUCGUGGCUUCGGGCUGCAAGGUGGAGGCGUUCGCGGUGCAGGGAACAGAGCUGUGCAAACCGCGCUGCUCCUUUUCCACGCUGGGCAGGGUGCUGCGCAUGGCCUAUAGUGAAGCCGGAGACUAUCUGGUGGCAAUUGAAGAGAAAAGCAAUACUACGUUCCUGCGUGCUUACCUGAACUGGAGGAGUACGAGGACUGAAACCUCCCGCGUGUGCAUCCGGAUGGUUGGGCACAGUGUGGAGGCGCCCUUCUGUGAAAGUCUUAGAGACCAGAUGUCUAUAGUUGAAAUGCCUUUGUCGGAGGCUCCUUUGUGCAUUUCAUGUUGUCCUUUGAAAGGAGAUCUACUUGUUGGCUGCACCAACAAGUUAGUCUUAUUUACUUUGAAGUACUGUAUCAUUAAUGAGAACUUCUCAGUGUUGGACUUUGAGCGUUCAUUAAUUAUACACAUAGAAAAUGUCAUUCCUGUUGAAAUUUCUUUCUGUGUUGGGUAUGUUGCUGUCAUGUCUGACUUAGAAGUCUUAAUCUUCAAACUGGAGUCAGACUCUACAAAUGGAGAGAGAGCUAAACACCACCCACCAAAAACCAACAACCAACUGAAACAGAAGGAAGAUGUCAGUAAUGAAGCUUCACAGCUUGAAUCAGAGGAUUUUGUCAUUUGCCUAAAACCCAUGGAGCUUCUUGGUGAAAAAUGUAAACAGUCUGGAAUAUCUGUUAAACUGGAGCCCACAGGAUUGGCAGAUGAAAACGUAAAAUAUUUAAGUGUACAGCACCUGCUGUAUAGACGGUUUGCUCCCGAUAUUUCGUUCUAUGCCUUGUCUGAUAACAUCAAGUUACAUUCUCUUCAGCUGCUGCCUAUUCACCAAACAGGACUGUUUUGGACUCAGGCACCUGCAUCUUUUAAGUACUCACCAGAAAAGCACCAAAAUUGAUACCAGAAGACUCUGCACUUGCUCAUGAUAUGUUUCUGGAGAGAUAUAAAUGUUGCUAUAAUCCAAUGUCUUUAUAAUGUUAUUUUUAAGUAAAUAUUGAGUAGCUACUGUUGUUGUGCUGAGUACUGAAUAAAAGUAGGCAACAUGCUUGUGCUUAUGAAGUUAAUUAUCUAAUGGUAAGAUCAGAUACUGAUCAAAUACUGACAAAAGUGUGGUAUGGACCUAAUGGCGACCAUUGUGGCUUGUCAAAGUUCCAACAUUUGAAACUGCAGACCACACUUUUCCAGCACCUUGUAACUUUCAUUUUUAAUGAUUCUCAGUAUUUGUUAUGAGAGUUCCCUUAUGCCUUUUCUUUUGAGAAAUUUUGUGCGGGCUUUAAAGGACAAAAAUGUGUAAAACAGCAGCCUCUUUAAAAAAAUAGUUCACUGGAAAAAAAGUCCCUGUCACCAAGGAACCAGGCAUCCCAUUGUGCCUCCUAAUUACACCAAGAACUGGAAAGUUAGAGAUUUACUAGACACAUCUGACCCCAAGCAUGAAACUCCUACAAUCCAGAUCCCGAGUCUGAGGCCACUUGGGGGCAAGAGUUCAGUUAAUAAAUAUAGAGAAGUCAGAAUGGUACAGUACAGUGGGAAAAGAGCAAGACAUCGGGACCUUCCACUUUUGGAGUGUGUGAGAGGAACAGGCUCGCAUAGUAAGACUAAGACACAAAGGGACACACUUAGGGAGCAGCUCCAUGAUUACCCCCUUGAGGACGAAAAUGCUCUGAAAUUAUAGUGGAAUGUCUGGUCCCUGGGGAAGUCCUUUUCCCAAGUUCAGGCAUUUGGAUAAAUAAGGGUCUCCAUCCCUCCUGGGCCUUGAGGAAAGUUCCUGCUUGCUAAAAGCCGUCAUUCUCCUUAUGAACUGGCAGGAGGAACUUGUGCCCCUUCCUUGAUGUAAGAGGGUUCCUGGUAGAGUUACUGAACUUCUGAGGACAAUAGACAUUUAGAUACUAGCUUUGUUUUAGAAAAAAAAUGCUAUAAUUAAGUUAAUGGCUGCUUUUUGUCCAUGAAUCAUUGAAUCUGCUUUCAAUCUUUCCUGUGGCUAAACUAUAAAGUACAAAAGGUGUAUUUCUUUUUCAAUAAACACUGCUGGCAGCCAUCCUGAUUUACCGUCA
Molecule: messenger RNA, 2233 nt
Organism: Mesocricetus auratus (golden hamster)
Lineage: Eukaryota; Metazoa; Chordata; Mammalia; Rodentia; Cricetidae
Product: Hermansky-Pudlak syndrome 3 protein homolog
Exons: 5
Coding region: 52-1080 (342 amino acids)
Biological process (GO): organelle organization
Cellular component (GO): cytoplasm
Source: RefSeq, a predicted model, not a curated record